GGCCCCUGAACACUUUUCUCCAGUGCUUCCCAGAUAUAAAUGUCAAGGGACAAACAUCACGUUCAUUCUUUCAAUUUUGAUAUUUAGAAGUCUUAGUCGUAUGUCCAACCCUGAUGGUUGUGGUUGAACACAACAGAAUAGUUCCAUUUUGAAAUAAGACAACUGGUUUUCAGCGGUAUUCUAGGAAUGAUCAGCUCGUGAUGUAAGUUAUGAAUUUCACUAUCCCCUUAAACUGACUACUAAAUUUUGUGGCGGGUAGUACGUCAUUCGAGGUCAUUAUGUCCAAUGUAAAAACGAAGAGUGUGUCGGAUAUAUUUUGUGAUGCACAUGCUUUGCAUGUAGUUGACACAAGCAGAGCCAAAGACGGAGUGUGGUUAGUCAAAGUUCCAAAAUAUUUAGCUGAACUUUGGCAUAAUGCUGGCCCUGAUGGUGUAGUUGGCAAAGUUGUGAUCGCAAGUUCAACUAGUGCAUCUCAGAAUGGCAACAAAGGCCCAGGGUCACAAGUCACUCUUGUUACUGAUUCAGAACUAUUAAAUCAAGUCGGAGAGUCCGGAAAUCUGAUACCAAAGGAACAUCAGUUUCUGAUUCAAACUUCUGCAUCAUCAAAUAGUACACCUGGGACUGCUCGCCCAGGUCAAACUACUCCAAGUUCGACAGUUCAAAGGCGUCCUGGGACUAUAUCUGGACAAGAACUCAUAAUUUUGUGUGAAGACGACCUUGGAUGUGCUCAAACCAACUCGUUUCCAUCUUCAACGACCAACACAACUUUAAUUUCCUCUGCAGCUCCACAUUCUCCAUUCUCAAAUAAACCGUACGCUCGUUACUCUCGGCGACUAUCUUUGUUUGGUCGUGUUAAUAGUAGAGCUGAAUGCAGACCACCACCUAAUACAAGAUAUAUGAUGCUCAAAGCUCAACAGGUAAAAAUCUUUGAUUUUAUCUAGAAACUUAUGUAGGUUCAUAGAAUAUUUCCUAAUCUUGAAUGUCCUAUUUUGUACCCAUCCUAGUUCUAGAAAUACCCAACCCUCACUCUUGUGCUAGUUUUAUAUUUUUUUUAUUUCCUCAAGCUCAAAGCAAAGAAUCGGCCGCGACAUGAAGUCUGUCUCCUUUAUGAACCAGUAAGAAACUACAAACCAGUUUCCAAUCAUGUCAACAAUGUAAGUAUAUUUUCUUAAUUUCAUCCAUGUUACCGUCCAUUUCCUUUGCAACUUACUAUUCAUUGUUGAAACAAAGUAUUAUUAUGGUAUAGUGAUAAUAUAUAUAUUGAACUCAAAUAUUAUCUCAACCUAACAUAAAUAUAAAAACGGUAGUUUUGAGAUGUCAGUGUUACGUUUUCCUUCCAUUAUUCUCGUAAGCAGAUAGUGUAAUUUAACCGACUUAAUUCCCCACUGGUAUCCAUAAUAACUUACAAAUUUGUUGAUUUCAUGUUUAAAUUCCAUCCGCUACUUGGUUUAUACUAAGGUGCUCCCAAUUUCAACUUAGGACUGAUACUCAUAGCUCGUGAAAUAUAUCCACUUCAGUUUAUGUGACGACUAGAAACAAGACUGAUUUGUGGGGGUUGUGACUUGACCUAAAUGGUAAUGGCUGCUGCUGGUACAACUGGUUAAUAAGUGUCACCUCACUAUUUCAAGUAUUAAGUUGAUAGGCCAUAGAUAACAGUUUGUUUUAUGUGACAAAUCCACUUUUACCCUGACUAAUCAAAGGAAUAGUCUUUUUAGAGUUGUCUACUCUGUUAUAGAUUGUUGACCUUAUACUCUCUAUACUUUUGUCCACCUGAAAUCUCACUGGAAACUUUACAUUAUUAACCGUCUAUAAUAUCAACAAAUUUGUUUGCGUUUGUAAAUUAAUGUAUUUUAAUCACUGCUAAGUUUCCGCUGACUGCUUUGCAUUAAAAUAACUAAAUAUUUGUUUCCUAGAUCGAGUAUGAAAAUCGGAAAAAGGUUGAAGGUAAAAAUCUUAGACGUGAAAAAGAAGACGUUUUGCAGGAUUUGUUCAAAGCUUUCGAAAGACACCAAUAUUACUCUAUUAAAGAUUUGGUUGUACUUACUAAGCAACCAUUGGUAAGCAUCUACAUAAUUUACUCUCUAUAUCUUUGUUAGUUUCAGUUAGUUUUAAUCAUAAUCAUGAUCAAAUUCGAAAUACGUUGAUACCGUAGAAUCUACUAACAUGUAUCACGUUCGAUGAUUGGUCGCAUAUGCCUCCUCGUCGUUUGCUUAUAACUAGUCGAAAUCCUCAGUAAUUAUUGGUUAAAACUGUGUUUAUUGUAUCCAUUAUUUUUAGAUGGUAGAUUAAUUCUGUCAAUUUAUUGCACAUAUAAUCACUGAUGUGUUUUUCACCCUUAACGUUUUUUUGUUUAUCUUGUGUUCACAAGCACAAGCACCAUCAUAAAAAUGAAUUUCUGUCGAUAACCAUGGCGAGAUUUAAGAAAGGAAGAACAAGAAAGCAGCAAUUAACAACAGCCGAACAGCAACAGAGAAAGUCAAGGCGUAAUCUGGACACACCAAAGCAAACAAGCAAGUGAAAAGAAGAAUUAGAGCUGACAAACAGAAAUACGCAGAAGACCUGGCAGCGGAAGAAGUUGCUAAAGAAGAGAAUAUGAGACAACCAUAUGACAAAACGAAGAAACGAGCAGGGAAAUAUAGUUAACCAGAGCAACAAGUCAAGGAUAAAGAAGGCAAACUAAUCACUGAGGUUCACGAACAGAAGAAAAGUGGGCAGAGUACUUUGAAGAACUUUUGAAUAGUCCAGCCCCACUGAACCCACCGGACAACGAAGCAUUGCACACAAACCCUCCUAUAGCUGUCACUCUAACAACGAUCAAAUAAAUUAGGAGUGAGAAAGCAUCAGUACCUGACAACAUACUAGCCGAAGCAGUGAAGUCAGACGUAUCAGGCGGCCUAUUUGAAUAUCUGGGCCUACCUGUCUCUGCCAUCAAGAUAUUUCAACAAGUUAUCUGUUUUCUUGUUUGUUUUAACGCAUCAUUAUGCCCAUUAGUCUCAUAACCUAUUCAGGUGUGUUUGUGAAAAGUUUACUACAUUUCGCUGUACAACUUACGAAAGAGCCUAAUCAGAGACAUCGUGGUUGCUGGCAAUAUGCUUCGAAAAGAAUAUACAUUAUUCUGAUGUCGAUUCCUGCUAGCAUCCGACUGGCGACCACUCAAUAUUUAUCGCAAGGAUCGGUCAAGAAAUAAGAAGAGGAGACUUUUUAAAAUACUUAGUGCUGAGAAUUCUGUACUGUACCAAAAAUAUAAUAUUGAAUAAAAUCACUAAUAAUAAUAACUGCAAACAUGCUCCACGUUCUAUUCAGGAAGAUUUGCGAGGAGGAGAAAAUGCCAACAGACUAGAAAGAAGAGUAUCUCAUCAAGAUUCCAAAGGAAGAAAAUCUGAGCAAAUAUGAAAACUACAGAAGCAUCACACUACUAUCGGUACCAGGAAACGUUUCUAACAAUGUGUCGAUAAACCGACUGGAGGAUUCAGUAGACAUCCAGCUUCGAGAUCAACAGCCCGGAUUCUGUAAGGGUCGGUUAUACACAGACCAAAUCGCAACACCAGAGGUCAUCGUUAAACAAUCAGUUAAACAUAACUCUUCACUGUGCAUCAACUUCCUUGACUUGAGUGCUGUUAGAGGUAUGAGGGCGGUUAUCACUUCCCGGUUGCCCACACCGUGGAAGGGUUCUUCUGGAGGUACCUGGAAAGGAAAUUGGAUUAAAGGUGGUCUUAGUGACCUGAGAGCGUGGCCGCAGUGCCCAAGGCACAACUGUUUGAGGUCGGUCACACACGACCUUUUAAUGGGUAAUUUUCGUGUUAGCUCCGUACUUGUUGAGACCUUACCGCCGGAGGCGGAUGUCCGUGGGAUAAGGCGAGGUGUGCAUUACUAGGGUCGACCUUUUCUAACCCCACCCCUCCUUGUGGGAAGGUAGCAUCGCUGUCACUCUGGUUGUCUGAAGGAAACACCUUACUGUUGUCACACCUCUGUACAGUCAGCAGUACGACUUCGCCUUCGGACCUUAGGUUUAUUGCUGUUAGUCUUACCGCUCUUCAACCGACCUGUCUGACAUGGUAGGACCUUGAGGAACGUUUGUUCCAGCCAGUAUAGCUCGGUUGCUUCAUCACGAUAGGCGAGCCCGACCACCACGUCAAGGUAGCAACAACGGUCGGUGUCCAUUUUGUUGUGUUAAUGAGGUAUGGCAACUUGGAUCGAUGCAUAUAUGUGCCUGGAAAUAUUCACAUAACCAAUUAAUUUGUUUCGUUAGUUUUCUAUAAACUAAAAUAUUUAAUUUCAGUUUUUCAUGUGUAUGAUAUAUCCUUUUUUUAUUUUCAGGCCUAUCUUACAGAGAUACUGAAGGAAAUUGCUAUCUUCAACACUCACAUUCCCCACAAAAAUAUGUGGGAGCUGAAACCUGAAUACAGACAUUACACACAGCCUGAGACUAAGACUGAAUCUAACAUGGAAUAAAUCAUGUAAACGUACACCAAUUUGUAAAUUAAUAAAAGCGUUCUUUCCUGUAAUUGAUUUUACCUUAACUCAUUAUUUAAUUUGUAUAACUCCCAAGUUUCAAGCAUAAUUGUUUCCACUGUCUGAAUA
This is a messenger RNA of Schistosoma margrebowiei, 4581 nucleotides long. The record is from the annotation of a GenBank genome assembly. NCBI's taxonomy places the organism in Eukaryota, Metazoa, Platyhelminthes, Trematoda, Strigeidida, Schistosomatidae.